GAGAAAUAGAGAGAGAAAAAAAAAUGGGUGUUUUUAAAGGACUUGUUUUAAAGUUGAUCCACAGAGAUUUUCAUGAAGUGGUUCGAAGGAUGUCGAUGAUCGAUACCUUUCUGUUUCUGAUUGUACAUUCUGUUGAUAAAUUGGGAAUAUGGCAUAAACUUCCUGUGAUUUUAGGGCUACUUUAUCUAGCAACUCGUCGACAUCUUCAUCAAGAAUAUAGCCUGUUCAAUGUAGGGAAAGCCCCACCUGGUGGAGUACGGUUCAAUCCGAAGGAUUUUCCAUACCGAACUGCAGAUGGAAAGUACAAUGAUCCCUUCGAUGAAGAUGCUGGAGCACAAGACACCUUUUUUGGUCGAAAUAUCCAUCCCGUUGAUCAAUCCAAAACGUUGUUGAAACCUGAUCCUAUGGUAGUUGCUACAAAACUUUUGGCAAGAAGAAAGCUUAUUGACACUGGAAAGCAAUUUAACGUGAUUGCUGCUUCUUGGAUUCAAUUCAUGAUUCAUGAUUGGAUGGAUCAUUUGGAGGAUACCAAACAGGAGGUGGAAUUGGUGGCUCCACGUGAAGUAGCAAGUGAGUGUCCAUUGAAAUCGUUCAAAUUCUUCCCCACGAAACAAGUUCCCACGGGCCUUUCAGACAUCAAAACUGGAUCUAUUAAUAUUCGAACACCUUGGUGGGAUGGAAGUGUUUUGUAUGGAAGCAAUGCAGAAAUGUUGGGGAAGGUAAGAACUUUUGAAGAUGGGAAGCUAAAGAUCGACGACGACGGUCUUCUUCCUCACUAUCGUGACGGUGUUGCCAUCUCUGGCGAUGUUCGAAAUAGUUGGGCUGGUGUCUCUACUUUGCAGGCUUUAUUCAUUAAAGAACAUAAUGCCGUUUGUGAUGCCUUAAAGAAGGAAUACACGAAUAUGGGGGAUAAUGAUUUGUAUAGACAUGCAAGACUUGUGACUUCUGCUGUGAUUGCCAAAAUUCAUACCAUUGAUUGGACGGUUGAGCUUCUCAAAACUGACACUUUGCUUGCUGGAAUGAGAGGCAAUUGGUACGGAUUAUUGGGAAAGAAAUUUAAAGACAAAUUCGGACAUGUUGGAGGAGAAAUUUUGGGAGGUUUAGUGGGUUUAAAAAAACCAAAUAAUCACGGUGUCCCAUAUUCCUUGACUGAAGAAUUCACUAGUGUGUAUCGUAUGCAUCCACUUCUACCUGAUGAUUUCUACCUCAGAAAUGUGUAUGCGGAUCCCGAUCACAACAAAUCUCCACCCUUGUCUAAAAAAGUGCCAAUGAGUGAUAUGAUAGGGCACAAAGGAGAAGAGUCCACAAAGAAGAUGGGCUUCACUGCGCUAUUAGUUUCAAUGGGACACCAAGCAAGUGGAGCUCUUGAGCUGUUCAAUUAUCCACUGUGGUUCAGGGAUCUCAUACCCCAUGACAUGGACGGCGAGGAUAGGCCCGAUCACGUUGACCUUGCUGCUCUUGAAGUUUAUAGGGAUAGAGAGAGGAAAGUUGCUCGGUACAAUGACUUUCGUAGGGGAUUAUUUCUUAUUCCAAUCUCCAAAUGGGAAGAUCUUACGGACGAUAAAGAGGCUAUUGAAGUGCUUCGUGAAGUGUACGAUGAUAACGUGGAGGAGCUUGAUAUUCUUGUGGGGUUGAUGGCUGAGAAGAAAAUCAAAGGCUUUGCUAUCAGUGAGACUGCUUUUGUCAUUUUCUUGGUCAUGGCUUCAAGGAGGCUGGAAGCAGACAGCUUCUUCACAUGCUAUUUCAACGAAGGAGCGUACACAAAGAAGGGGUUGGAAUGGGUAAAUACAACAGAGAGUUUAAAAGACGUUAUAGAAAGACAUGAGCCUGAGAUUUCAAAAAAAUGGAUGAACUCAUCAAGUGCUUUCUCUGUUUGGGAUUCUCCUCCUAACAAGCCCAACUAUGUUCCUAUUUACCUUCGUAUUCCUCAUUAAUUGGGGUCUUUUCUUUUGUUUUUUUCACCCUUAUUAUUCAUGGUUGCAUUGCUGUCAUGUUGUUUUUCCAUUUGUUUGCUUUCAUGGUUUAAUGUGAAAUUUAGAUUUUGAUUCUCAUAUUUUCCAAAUAAAAGAAAUUAUAUGUGGUGUUGUUCUUGGUUCUCUA
Messenger RNA from Cucumis sativus (cucumber), 2100 nucleotides. Its product is annotated as alpha-dioxygenase 1. The record is from RefSeq and is a predicted model, not a curated record. Gene Ontology annotation, molecular function: oxidoreductase activity, acting on single donors with incorporation of molecular oxygen, incorporation of two atoms of oxygen; peroxidase activity; heme binding. The coding region runs from base 24 to 1934 and encodes 636 amino acids. The transcript has 10 exons. NCBI's taxonomy places the organism in Eukaryota, Viridiplantae, Streptophyta, Magnoliopsida, Cucurbitales, Cucurbitaceae. Gene Ontology annotation, biological process: response to oxidative stress.